UCUGGGGGUGUGUCUCAGUGAUGCAGAGGCCAAUCGUCUCCUGAGACUGAACCAGAGCUGGAGCAGAGCCUGCAGCCGCCAGCAGGAGGCGCACAGUGCGAUGCAGACGGGGGCGCUGAAGGGGCAGAGCUUUGAGCAGAGGUGUGAGAGCUGGAUGUGCUUCCUGCAGAAGAUGGAGGACAGUCUGGCUGUGGACGUGGCCGGGUCGUACCAGGGACUGAGGCAUCAGCUCUGUACUCACAAGAGGUUCCAGGCUGAGCUCUCUGUGGGACAUCAGAUCCUCCAUUCUGUGAUCUCUGAAGCUCUGCACCUGCUGCACCGAGGAGAAGUCGACCACAGAGAUGACUUCCUGUUGAAGCUGGCAGCUCUGCGUCAGCACUGGCAGGGGGCGCUGCAGAGAGCGGAUCAGCGUCGCGCUCUCAUCGAGGGGCUGGUCCGACACUGGCACCUGUACCACCGCACCACCCGAAAACUGCACCGCUUCUUGUCCCAAACCCGCGCUCUGCUGCCCCCCGCUGGACUGUCCCACUGCAGCCUCCAGGAGCUGCGCCGCUCACUGCUCCUCCUACAGCACACGGAGGUGAAGUUUGAGCAGUACCAGAGCAGUUUCUUCCACACUCUGGAGGUGGGACGACAGCUCUUCUCGAUGGGGGACCAGGAGACCCAGGCCCAGCUGCAGACGGAGCUGGGGACGCUGCAGCACGAGUGGGACAGUCUGCACGGGCUCCUGGCCAAAAGGAUGGACCUCACCGGGGACAUCAUCAAGAACUGGGAGCGCUGUGAAACCGGACUGACCAAUAGCACGCGUCAACUGAAGGACGUGAAAACCAGACUCAACCAAUCACUGCCCGAGUGUGACGAGGAUCUACAGAAGGAGGAGCAGUUUAUCAAGGAGACGGAGGAGCUGAUGGAGGACUGGGCCGGGUGCCUGUCCGACCUCAAGACCAUGAAGGUGGAUCUGUCCCAGUUUAUCAUGGCAGAGGAUGAGCUGCUGCUCCAGGAGCAAGUGGACUUUCUACAUCUGCAGUGGGACGAGCUCUGUGUCAAGGUGUCCCUUCGUAAACAGGAGAUCGCAGAUCGUCUGAACGCUUGGAUCAUCUUUAAGGAGAAGAACAGGGAGCUGUGUGAGUGGCUCACGCACAUGGAGAACAAAGUGGCCCACAGCUCCGACCUGAACAUCGAGGAGAUGGUCGAGAAGCUCAAGAAGGACUGUAUGGAGGAGAUAAACCUGUUCAGUGAAAAUAAAACUCACCUGAAGAAACUGGGAGAGCAGCUGAUCUCGGCCAGUAACAAAACCAAAGAAACUGAAGUCAAUGAGAAACUGAAGGACGUCAACGACCGCUGGGAGCAUCUGUUUGACCAUAUACAGGCCAGGGUGUGUAAGCUGAAGGAGACUCUGGUGACCGUGCAGCAACUGGACAAGAACAUGAGCAACCUGAGAACAUGGCUCUCACGGAUCGAGAGCGAACUGUCCAAACCUGUGGUCUACAACGUCUGCCAGAGCGACGAGAUCCAGAGGAGGCUCAAGGAACAACAGGAUCUCCAGCGGGACAUAGACCAGCACACAGACAGCGUGGCCUCGGUCCUGACGCUCUGUGAUGUUUUACUUCACGACUCGGACGCCUGCUCCAGUGACUCUGAGAGCGACUCGUUUCAGCAGACCACCUCCAGCCUGGACCAGAGGUGGAGAAACAUCUGCGCCAUGUCUAUGGAGAGGAGGAUGAGGAUCGAGGAGACCUGGAGACUGUGGUGUAAAUUCUUGGAUGAUUAUUCUCGGUUCGAGGACUGGCUCAAAUCUGCAGAACUCACCGCAGCAAACCCCGAGUCUGAGAACGUCCUGUACACCUGCGCCAAGGAGGAGCUCAAGAAGUUUGAGGCGUUUCAGAGGCAGGUGCACGAGCGUUUGACCCAGUUGGAGCUGGUCAAUAAACAGUACCGGCGUUUGGCCCGGGAGCAGCGCACCGACGCCGCCUGCAGGCUCAAGCUGAUGGUGCAGGAGGGGAACCAGCGCUGGGACAGACUGCAGAAGAGAGUCUACGCCAUCAUCAGGAGGUUAAAGCACUUUACUUCUCAGAGGGAGGAGUUCGAGGGCACACGGGAGGGCAUCCUGGUUUGGCUGACGGAGAUGGACCUGCAGCUGACCAACGUGGAGCAUUUUUCCGAGAGCGACGUGCAGGAAAAGAUGAAACAACUCAACGUGUUCCAGCAGGAGAUCAUGCUGAACACAAAUGCGAUCGACGCCCUCAUCGUGUUUGGAGAGACUCUGAUCCAGAAGAGCUCCCCUGACGACGCAGCGCUGAUGGAGGAGGAGCUGGAGGAGAUGCACUCGUACUGUCAGGAGGUGUUUGGGAGAGUGGCUCGAUUCCACCACAGGCUCGUGCACAGGAGACCGAUCCUGGACGAGCUCUCAGACUCAGACUUGGACGCGUCUCCAGACCUGAACCGUGGCCUGUCCUGGACCGAGACGAAGAGGAGGAGGAGGAAGAAGAGAGAUGGGGGGGUGGUGCCGCCGCUGGAGGGGGUGGGGCCUCAGUGUCACCUCUUAGCCCCGCCCCUGGAGCGUUCAGGGCGGGAGACUCCGGUGAGCGUGGACUCCAUCCCUCUGGAGUGGGAUCACACCGUGGACGUGGGCGGCUCCUCUUCUCACGAGGACGAUGACGACGCCACUUUCUUCAGCGCUCUGUCAGAUUUUCAGGUGACGGAGAGCUCUGAGGCGUUUUACAGAGCCACAGUGAGGGCAGUGAACGCAGCACAGGUGAAGUCCAUAAAUGAACGACAGAGCUGGCUCCAGGACGAGUCUCUGAAACAUCAGAUGCUGCAAUGCCUGCACCCAUCUCACCACAACGGCGCCCCCUACCAGCAACAACACGGAUAUGUGAAGCUGAUGUCUGAAUGCAGCGGCAACAUCGACCGAGUGAACCAGGUCAAACUGAUCCUGAACGACGAAGAGGAGCUCAGUGACAGCGGACUCACUCAGAGCAGCACAGACAGGCACCACAACACAGGAGUGAUCGAGCGCUGGGAGCUGCUUCAGGCUCAGUCUCACCACGCGGACGUCUCACAGGAUCCGCAGCAGUGGCACAAGCUGACCUCUGACCUCUGUGAUGUCACUUCCUGGUUGGGCCGAGUGUUACCGGAGCUGGACCAACUCCAACAGCUCUGUCCCUGCUCCAGCCUCAGAGACCUGCAGGACAACAUCUCCAAACUCAAGGAGAUGCAGAGGCUGUUCUGCAGUUACAAAUGUCUCAUGAUCUCUGUGAACCUGGGCGCUCGGCAGCUGCUCCACACUUCCUCCUGCUCCUCUUCCUCUGAGGCCCUGGAGCUCCAGAACCUGCAGGAGAUCCAGGAGGCAGUGGACUCGGCCAACCACAGCUGGGCCCAGGCCUGCUCCUCUCUGCAGGGCUGGGAGCUCCGCCUGCACCAGGGCCUCUGCAAGUGCCAGGAGUUCCAUGAGUCUCUUCACUCUCUGCUGCUGUGGCUGUCUCAGUGUGAGGGCCGACUGUACUCUGUGAACCUCAGAGACCAGAGUGUGUCCAGAGACCAGCUCGUCCAGCACAGGGACACGCUCCAGUCUCUUCAGGAGGAGCUCCGUAGUCGUGAGGAGCAGGUCUCUUCUCUUCAGGCUUUGUCCUGUGAGCUCCUGGUGGACCUGAGCUCUGAGGAGGGUCUGGAGGCCAGAGAGAAGGUCCAUGUGAUCCACAACAAACUCAGACUUCUGCUGAGACAAGUGCAGAAUGACACCAACACACUCAACACUAGACUGGAGAGGUCCAGGCUGUUGGGAUCUGAAGUGGACAACACAGAACCACUGUCCCACUCCACUCCUGUGAGCUCACACAAGGAGGGACCCAGACUUCAAGCUGCAGAGGAACAACCAGGCAUCAGGAGGGCCCAGCACAGAGACGCCUCCUCCCCACGUCGGCCCUUCCUCAGGCGGGUGCUCCGGGCAGCCUUCCCCCUCCACCUGCUCCUGCUCCUCCUCCUGGUCUUGGCCUGUUUAGUCCCUCUGUCUGAGGACCAGUACAACAGCUGUGCCCUCUCCAACAACUUCGCUCGCUCCUUCUACCCCAUGCUCCGCUACACCAACGGACCCCCACCCACGUGAUCUGCAGCCAAAGGACACCCAACCGCAUCAAGGCAGCACCCAGGACUGCACCCAAGGGACCCCCAACUACAUUACCUACACUAAACAGACACUUUUAUCACCUUUUAGCACCCAAAAGACCCACAUAAAACAGCACUGAAGGGACCCUCACCCACGUAAAUAUGAACACAAGGGAAGUAACAAUAACCAAAAAUCAUGAGUGUAUCCUCAAAAGUCUGCACUGUUUUCUUGCAGCUGCAGCUAAAACCACAGACGGAACUACAUAGACCAUGAUCCUUUGCUCGUCGUUAGUACAGACUGCACUUUUAAAUCUUUAAUUUCAUGGAUUAUGACAGAAAUUACAGCACUAAAGUCUUGUCAAAGCAUUUUAAAAGUUAAGUUAGACUCUCCAUAGACUGUAUAUAUAAAUGGACAUGCUGCUCCAAACAGGAAGUGAGCAUGGGCAGGCUUCUGGCUCCAUCGGCUCUGGCUCCAAUUGACUUUAUAUUGAAAAAUGGUCUCCUCUCUCUGUAAGUGCUACAGUGAGCCUCGUCAUUUUGUUCUUCAAAUAUUCGUAUUAACCCGCUCUAAAUGAUAAUGAUGUUUUAAUUUCGCUAUUUUGACCUGGUUCCAAAUUCACUCCUAUAACUGUCAGCCUCAAUGAGCUUCAUUUGACUGGAGCUGAACACUAUAGGUGACGUCCCACUUGCUUAGUCCACUUCUUUACACAGUCUAUGUUUGUGAUAAUGUCGUACCGUGAGAUUUGGACAUUGUUACAUCCCAAACACAAACACAAACACGCACGAGCCUAUGGACCAUGUAUGCUUAUGUAAACCGCAGAGGAACUCACUCGAAUACAACUGGAAUUAUAUUUUUUGUCUACAGCCCAACAGCGUAAUAACAGUAAUUUUAGGCUAAAUGAGGAAAUGUGACCCGUGGAGAAUUAUACUUAAUAUUAUCCUCCAUUUUAACUGUUUUUGCACUUAUACAUUUUUAAAUUCUAAGGAGAAAAAGUUCAAACGAUGCUUUAUUUUGACUAUUUAAGACGUUCUAUCGCACAUUUAGAAAAAAUAUUGAAAUGCAGUUGAGAUUUCAUAAUUUAUUUAUUUUUUAAUCUCUAUAAUUUAUCUGAUUUAAAAUAUUAUCAGUUUUCAAAAGUGUCCUGUUUUUAUAAAUUACACUGCAGUGAAUUGUAAUUUUCAACUAUGACAUACCAAGUCAUGGGCAAUUUGUGUGACAUUUUGCUCAAAUUCUAAUAUUUAAUAGGUCUAAAUGUAGAUUUUAUCACUUAUCAAAAAUGUUCCAGAUGUUAGGAGUCAAUUUUUCUCGACCAUCAAAUGAUUUCCAAAUUUUGCAUUUUAAUUUCGACAAAAAAACAAAAACUGAAAUCUCAACUGCUCAUUAUUAUUUAUUUGGUUUGAAUGUAUUGAACUAAAGUCUAACCAAAGUUUAAUCUUUAUUUUUCCUGUAUUAUAUAAGCAUUUUUAUAUUUUUGGACAAUUUGGAUUUCAAACCUGAUAUUACUCUAAAGGUGCGCAACAUUUCCUUUCAAAAUAAGAGCCUGUUGAAUAUUUUAUCCAGACUAAAUUAACCCUGUAUUUAUAAUUGUAUUUAUUUAUUUUAUUUGGAAAGAUGUAAAAAUUCAAGCCAUAUCACCCAUUUCCAUAACGUCCUCGUAGAUUUUUUUGUUUGAAAUUGUCAUUUUUGGACCUGAAUUUCUCAAAAAACCAAAGUGUCCAAGCCAUUUUCCUACACUGCAGCUAUUUUUCACAAAGGGAGGAUAUAAUGUACUUGUAGCAUAUUUGUACAGAGCUGAAAAUGUUUUUGCUUUUGCUGAAUUUUAGAGAUAUUUAUGAUAAAGUAUACUAUGUUUUCAGAAUCAUGGAGUGUUUUGAUUUUUUGCGUUGUUAGUAAAAGUAAAUUAUCGUUGAAAUUCUGUAAAAACGUGUGAAAUUUUAAAGGGACAGUGCCACAAACUGAAUGUCUAAGUUCUGUUGUAUUAU
Molecule: messenger RNA, 6087 nt
Organism: Boleophthalmus pectinirostris (great blue-spotted mudskipper)
Lineage: Eukaryota; Metazoa; Chordata; Actinopteri; Gobiiformes; Gobiidae
Product: nesprin-2-like
Exons: 26
Coding region: 101-4105 (1334 amino acids)
Cellular component (GO): membrane
Molecular function (GO): protein binding
Source: RefSeq, a predicted model, not a curated record